AUGCUAUGGCGCGCUUUGCCAUCACGCAUUUUUCAAGCUUCGAACACGUCGACCACCUUACGAUCGGGGGGAAGCAUUGCUUUCUGGACACCAUGGAAGCUUCGCGGCAUCAGCACCACUACGCCCCUAAGGGAAAUACAGAGCGAAGCACAGAGCGAAGAUGACACGAGCAUUAAGGACAAGUUGAGGAUGGUGCAAGUGGGGGAUAGUUCACAAAGCCAGCCUAGACAACCGACAAUACCCCAGUCGAAGCCACCACCAAGGCAUGUGUCGUAUACACGCUGUGCGAAAUUGUUGGCUCCGGACAACCCCUACGCGAACCAGAAGGUUAGUGUGAGUGGGAUGAUCAAGUCCAUUCGAAAACAGAAGCACGGCGCGUUUGCUCAUUUUACCGAUGGUUCUUGUUUCCAAGCUAUCCAGGUGGUUCUUGACCCAGAGCUUGCUGCACCACUCAACACGGGGACAUGCUUGCGCACAAGCGGCACCUGGACCGCUUCCCCGGCCAAGGGACAGUCACACGAACUCAGGGCGGAUGAUAUCCGAAUCUAUGGCGUUUCGGAUCCAGAGACAUACCCAAUACAAAAAAAAUAUCACAGUCCUGAGUUCCUUCGAACGGUGCCUCACCUUCGGAUGAGGACACCCUUUCACUCCUUCCUUGCUCGCUUUCGAUCUGGCUGCGCCUCCUUCUUGAACACAUACAUGUCAUACGCUAGUCAGAAAGGAGGCGGCUUUGUUCAGGUACAGCCUCCAAUUAUCACCUCGUCGGACUGCGAAGGGGCUGGUGAAGUCUUUACACUUGUUUCCAAUGCAGGGGCGUCAACACUCGAGCAAGACCAGGAACAAGGUGCAAAGCCAAGUCCGACAACUUUCUUCCGCACACCAAGAUAUCUCACGGUCUCCUCUCAACUCCACCUCGAAGCUUAUGCAGCUGACCUCCGGAACGUAUGGAGCCUAUCGCCAACAUUCCGAGCGGAAAAGAGUGAUACCCCCCGCCAUCUAGCAGAAUUCUACAUGCUAGAAGUAGAAGUGAGCUAUGCGAACUCUGUUCGCACUCUGACGGGCUUGGUCGAACAUCUCAUCAAGACUCUUGUAUAUCGACUGAAGAAAACACCGCAUUACCCUGAUUUGUUGCUUGCAGCUCGUGCUUCACACGAGGAAAAGGCAGAGGAAAAGGCGGAAGAGAUCGAGGAACGCUGGCGUGUAAUCUCUGGUGGCCGCUGGAAAUCUGCAAGCUAUUCAUAUUGUAUUAAUAGGCUGAAAGAAGCAGCCGAGGCCGAUGCGAGUCUAUUCGAACGGCAUCCCAAAUAUGGGUCAAGCUUAUACUUAGAGCAUGAAAAAUGGAUUGUCAAGAAUAUUGGUAAGGGAAGGCCCAUAUUUGUGACGCAUUAUCCCAGAGCGAUCAAACCCUUUUACAUGGCUCCCUCAACCAUGGCGAUAGAUCACAUCAGCUAUCCGAAUUACCGACCUCCAGGCGAUUCUCGGGAUAUUUUCGAUGACACGGAGACAGGCAAAGAUACUGUCGCAUGUUUUGACCUCCUGAUGCCAUUUGGCGUGAGCGAGAUCGCGGGAGGAAGUCUUCGAGAACAUCGGCUGGAAAAUCUGAUCCAGAACAUGCGCGAAGACGGCAUGCUGAAGCCUAAAGCUCCUCUAGCAUCAGCGGACCAUGUAACUGAUCCUGCUCACAAGGACAACGUUGAUGCCUAUCCUUUCCUGGAACCGGGUGAAUCACUCGGCUCUUUGAAAUGGUACGCCGAUCUACGACGAUAUGGCACCAUGCCCCAUGGAGGGUUUGGUAUCGGAUGGGAUCGACUCAUUGCGUACCUGACGGGUGUACAUAACCUCAGAGAUGUGGUACCGUUUCCAAGAAGUUUUGGGAGAGCUGAUUGUUGA
Molecule: messenger RNA, 1890 nt
Organism: Endocarpon pusillum Z07020
Lineage: Eukaryota; Fungi; Ascomycota; Eurotiomycetes; Verrucariales; Verrucariaceae
Exons: 3
Coding region: 1-1890 (629 amino acids)
Biological process (GO): asparaginyl-tRNA aminoacylation
Cellular component (GO): mitochondrion
Molecular function (GO): ATP binding; asparagine-tRNA ligase activity; nucleic acid binding
Source: RefSeq, a predicted model, not a curated record